Oryzias latipes (Japanese medaka) is the source of this 5143-nucleotide messenger RNA. NCBI's taxonomy places the organism in Eukaryota, Metazoa, Chordata, Actinopteri, Beloniformes, Adrianichthyidae. The record is from RefSeq and is a predicted model, not a curated record.
UUCCGAAUAAUUUACUAUCUACAAUAAUAGAAAACCUUUCUCUAAAUAUAGCCAUUUUAAAAUGUGUGCAAAAGUUGAAAGAAGUUCUGAGGUUUAGAACACACAAUUCAAAAGAGGGCGCUCGCGCUCUAGUUUUCUCUCUAAAACAUCCUUUACAAAAGAUCAGUUUUAUUAUGGAUUAAAUUACAAUAAAGCAGAGGAACAUAUACGUCAAUUUAAAUGCUUUUUUGUGUAAAACACAGAGAUGUAGAUGUAAAAUACAAAUCUAAUCUAAUAAAAACACCAAACAUAAAGUUAAGGUGGAGCAGACAUAUGCAAAAACGUCAUAAUGCAAGAUCCUAAAAUCAUCAGUGCGCAGCUGCAGAAGCUUACGCAAGGAGCUUAUACCUGUUAAGAUAAUAAUGGUCACCUGGGCCAUAAAUGAGCUGGCGCUAAAACCUUGAAGGCGGUCAUAGAUGCUUUAGUAGCAGUGAGUGCAUGUCUGCGCUCUUCACCGACCAACAGGUAGGAGGACUGCCAUUCUUGAUUUGGGACUAAAACGUUUCACUUCAACAGCAUAUCGAGUGAUAACUUCACAACAUAGAUAAAGUUUUUGGUUAGUUAUUUGUGGGAAGUUUGUUUUUAAUCGGGUGUUAUUCCUGUUAACAUGUGUGGUCGGUCGCUGUCCAUGGUUCUGAAAAAUAGAACUUGCUAGUUCCCAAAGUUGUCAAAGGAAGGAUUAUGUACUUUUUUGCACGUUUAAUGCUAAAUUGUAGUAUAGGCAAUUGGGCAAUCUAAUUUAAAAAAAGGAUGAUCUCAUAUUUAAAAGCUCCAUUACUCAUUACCGCAUUUUCUUUUUACAGCGAUAUCCUUUUACGUUAACAUGAGCCAGGAUCAUCACACACCACUGACUUUUAUGCAGACACAUGCAGCCUAGGAUGAAGCACAGCCAAACAAAGGGUUUUAAAACAGACAUUGGAGCCUGGAUACUGUGUGGUCACAGCACAAUACUAAAUGCCAUCUUUUAAAAUGAGAUUUGGUCAAACAUCUGCAAUGCUUUAACUAUUUUUUUAAAAAUAACUUUUGUGUUGGUUAUCUCUAAUACUCCAAUUGUUUGCAUCUUCCCAUGUGGAGCAGCAGUAUUUUAUGAUAUUGGACCAGCAGGUGCAUUUACAAGUCAAAUUCCAAGUUUCUUGGAUAUCCAACUGCCUGGAUGAGUGAAGAAAGGGUUUCCAAACACAUACCAUGGAUACCUCAUUUAAUCCUCAUGCCUGGAAGGAGUUGACAAAUGGAGGGGGGCACCCCCAUUUAAAAAAUGGAGGACAGAAUGGGGGCUCCCACAGCACAAUGCGCUACAUGGUGAAGAAACAGAAUCGCCGCACACGCAGAUCAUCUUCACCUAUGGGGCGGGUCAUCCUCAUCAAUGCCCCUGCAGAUGGAGGAGACGACAGUGAAGACAUUCACACUGUUACCGUAGACAAGAGCCCAGAUGGGCGACUGGGUUUCAGUGUCCGAGGUGGUUCUGAACACGGCCUGGGCAUAUUUGUGAGCAAAGUGGAUGAUGACAGUUCUGCAGCUCAGGCUGGACUGACUGUUGGCGAUAAGCUUGUGGAGGUGAAUGGGGUCAGCCUAGAGAGCAUCACCAUGAGCAGCGCUGUGAAGGUCCUGACAGGCAAUAACAGGCUGAGGAUGGUGUUGAGACGCGUGGGUAAGAUCCCCGGCAUCCGCUACUCCAAGGAGAAGACCACAUGGGUAGACCUGAUUCAUCGGCGUAUGGUGGUUGAGGAGGGUAGUGGUGCUCCAUCUGAGGCCAGCUCCGACUGCGCUCUUCGCAGGAUUGUACACCUCUUCACCACAUCAGACGACUACUGUCUGGGAUUCAACAUCAGAGGUGGCAAAGAGUUUGGCCUGGGAAUCUAUGUUUCCAAGCUGGACCCAGGAGGUCUCGCAGAGCAGCACGGCAUCAAAAUGGGCGAUCAAAUCCUUGCAGCCAAUGGGGUGAGCUUCGAUGACAUCACCCACAGCAAUGCAGUGGAGGUCCUGAAGAGCCACACUCAUGUCAUGUUGACCAUCAGGGAAGUUGGGAGAUACCCCGCAUACAAGGAGAUGGUGGCUGAGUAUGGCUGGCUCGACAAAUUAGCCAACGAUGGCCAUCCACCAUCCUCACACGGUUCAGAUUCCAACUCCUCUGUGUCUUCACUGUCAUCCAGCACCCCUCUCAGCUCCCUCAGUGGUCUCUCCCAGGUUCUUUUUCCUCCAAUCUUUCACAAUGAGAUGGUAGAUGUCGCCAUCUCCACAGAAGACCGCACCCAGUGUCCAAGCAGCUCUGAGCAAACAACUGACACGGCCAUACAGACUGACCUCCAAGUUCCAAACUCCCUGGACCCCCCGUCUCCAAACAAAUCCUUCUCUGACAGGCCUGGCACUGCAGACACCAGUCGAACUGUGGGUGAAACACUGCUGCUAAAGGACACUGUCAUACGGGGGAAAGGGGAGGGGCCAAUGGAAGUGGGAGGAGCCAGGGAAGGAGGACGACACAGGGGGAGGUCAUUGUCCACUGGGGACCGGGAGGAUGAGAAACGCUCACCAAAGACAGAGGCACUGAUGGCCCUGAGCAAACCACGAAAGCCAAUCAGACGUUCCCAGAGCCACAUCAUGUUGUCAGAGGACAGAAAUAAUAAGAAAAAGAAGCAACAGAAGGAAAAGGUGCCAUCAGAGGGUAAGACCAAGCUGCAACGCUCCAAAACCUUCGUAAACCUGCUGUUCAAGAAAGACCCCAAAGAGAAGAAAUCGCAGAAUCAGCAUACUGGUAAAGAUAAAGAGCGAAGUCGUCCAUUCCAGCUCUUCACCUCCCCGAGAGAAUCACGUGCCGGCAGCCCACUGCUUCGGCCUGAGACCGUGCAGCACGUGGAGGACAUGGCCAAGAAACUGCUCAGCCCAGAUGAGGUAGCAGCUGUGAUGAGACAUUGUCAGCGUUUUUUGUCUGACAAUGUGAUUGAGGAUUUGGUGCGUCCCCUUCUGGCAAUUUUGGACAGACCAGAGAAGCUGCUGCUUCUCAGAGAAAUAAGAAUGCUGAUCCCAACAACUGAGCUGUGCCAUUUUGACAACGUGGUGAUGCCUUUUGAACUAGAGGCAUAUGAAAUCCUCAAGAAUCGCUCUAUGCGUUCUCCAGCUCUGCGCUCUCCUCACAGGGGAACUCCUCGACGACACCUCAUCACACCUGUUCCAGACAACAGAGGUGGGUUUCAACUUCAUCCGGUCCAAAACAGCCCUCAGGAGCGUCUGCUAAUAGAGGAGUUUGACAGACUUCGUCUGGCCAGUCAACAGUCAGGCCACCUGCCGCCGUCCCGUGCCUUCACCCCACUGUUAGACGUACCUGUGGACAGCUUUGCAUCCAACAUUUCACGCUCCCGUUCCCCCUCACCCAGUCACAGCUUCCUCCUUCCCGAAUCACCAUUCAGCACCCAACACGGGCGCCACCAUCUGCCCUCUCCAAACAGAGGGGAGACUGGGGCGCAAAGGUACGAUGCCGUCUCCCAGCUGCCUGCAUCUGACCGAGAAGAUACUGCUCUUGAGCGGGGAAGGUCACCUGUGAGGAACGGCCGUGGAAGAGCGAGGAGAGAGGAGAGUCCUGACAGCAUAGAUGUCAGGCGAAGCAGACAGGUGGGAUACACUGAAGUAAGUGUGCGGGUCCCAUCACAGCACAGAGAGAGAACCCUUCUGGCUGACGUAUUUGACCCCCAAAGACAGAAGAGCCUCAGCAGGGGCACAUGGAGUGCACAGGAGAUGAAUGGCCAUUUUGACAAUGGUCACACAGUCAAAACAAAACAAGCUCUGCCAGUGGAGGACUAUGAAAUCACAACUGUCACCAUCUCAAAGGCCAAGCCAUCACUGGGGAUUAGCAUAUCUGGAGGGAUCGAAUCAAAGAUUCAGCCGAUGAUUAAAAUUGAGAAGAUAUUCCCAGGAGGAGCUGCAUCUACCAAUGAGGCUCUGAAAGCAGGUGACGAGUUGUUGUCUGUGGAUGGCAAGAGUCUACAAGGAGUCACUCAUCUCCACGCUGUGGAUUUAAUUCGUCGUGCAUUCAGUAACAAGGCCAAAGAUCCAAUGGUUUUUGUGGUCAAAGUCCCUCAGAUUACUAACCAGACCCCCCCAGUACAUCUGCUGAAAGACAAAUAACAAAAUCAUCAGCUUUUUAACGACUAACCGAGACAUUUUGGAAACAUUACAAAGAUAAAGAAUGAUUUUAAAUCACUUUUGCAAGAGCAAGAUUUAAAUGAAGCUGAAAAGUUGCAUCCUAUACAUGAUAUGAUGCUCAGUGUUAUGGGAGACAUUUUAGGAGCUGUCAAUGCAGGAAGAACACUUGAUGCAUUUUCUAAAGAGUGUUGCAAGAUAAGAUUUUGAUAAAGUGAAAGUGUGCCAUGGUCCAACACAUGAGAGCUGUGCUGUGACCUCUGAGCUCUGUUUGACAGUGGAGCCACUUCUCAGCCCAACAGCCCUGCAGAACUGCCAGAAGAUUACCCCAUCCUGUUAAAUGAGAUUAUUUUUUGGAUGAUUCAUACACAGAUUAAGCCCCUGUAUUAUGUCAAAAAUGGAUAGUCAGGUUUUAGAGGAUGUCUGAAGGGAUUAUUACAAAUUGCUGCUCAGUAUUUUUGUGUUGCAUUUGUUCUGGCAGAAGUACUUGGGCUCUGAAACACCGCCACUUUAAAAGCUUAAUUACACCAGGCUGUGGGCUGAGAUUAUGCAGACAUGUGGAGGAGUUGGAAAAACAUGUCAGUGAGAAAUGCAGGACACAAAGACCCAUGCCAGAGUUUAGAUCUGCGUCAGCUAGAGUGGAUAAGGGCAGGAGAAUGAGUCUAUAGUGCCUUACUUCUGUGGAAGAACAAAGUGUUAACCAUAAAGUUCCUGUAGAGUUUUCAAACUGCCACAUCCUGGUAAAGUUACUUUAAGGUACCUUAAAGGUUUGAAACCAUCUAGAAUUUUCUAUAAUUUUUACACGAAUGUAUUCUAGAUCAACUUUAUCUUAUAAAAGCAAAAAAAAAAAAAGUUUAAAAUGAAACAAACAUUUAUUUAUUGCUAGACACAAGAUUCUUUUAAUUGAAUUCUAAAUAUUACCUCUGUAUUUCCUAAGCUAUAAUAAAAAAUAUCUGUUUGUUUUUCAACAUGA